Molecule: messenger RNA, 941 nt
Organism: Canariomyces notabilis
Lineage: Eukaryota; Fungi; Ascomycota; Sordariomycetes; Sordariales; Chaetomiaceae
Exons: 2
Coding region: 258-776 (172 amino acids)
Source: RefSeq, a predicted model, not a curated record
CUUUCCUCCUGGUUCCUUCCUCCUGCCUCCGAGCGUACACCGAGGAAGUCUACCUUAGCCGUGCUUCAGGGCAGGGACAGUGCCACCAGGGACCCGGUGCUCCGCUCGAUUCAUGCAGCCAGCCGCCUGACGAUACCUAACCCGGUAAGCCCCCAGGGCCGUGCGACAGGCCACAUGUGGGGUGUCUAGGAUGUCAAUGUGUUAACUAACAGGGUACCUAUCUUGGUUGCUGCAUAGCUAAUAUUUCGCCUAUCGUGAUGGCAAUGCCAAACUUGUCGCUUGGUAUCCCAAAUGCUCCUAUCAUCUACCCAGAGGAAAGAAAACAUCCAUAUCACUUACAUUUAGAUGACGGGUAUCCCGCCGCUGCUGCCUGUCCAAAAAGAAGCGGAACCAUCCGCGGCGCGGUUAUCCUCCUUCCCAUUGGAGCUUCUCCCAUCCUCUCUCGAAUCACGUCAGAAAACACCCAGCUUUUCUCGAAGGACUGCCAACGUGGAAGCGGGUUUGCGAACGAUCUCCCAAUCUCAGCGUCGUCCCCAGCGAGGGCUGCGAGGCACAUGCCUUGCGGAAUUCCGUACAGCAAGCAAGGAUCGAGACCACGUGGGUUCCAAGAAGAUGGAAUGCGUUCCUGUCAAAAAGCCCAUGAACCAAACGACAGCUACGGAGUAUUAACGUUGUAUAGGUACAGUACAUUCUUGGUCAUGCAAGCGACUUGGAAACCAUACCCGAAUACCCUUGGCUAUCCGUACAGCACGAUUAGCACAACGCUUACCUCAUAAAGCUGUUGAACCUUCGACUAUCCAAUUCGGCUAAGGUGCUUGUCUGUACAGUACAUACAGCCUCGACAAUGUUUGAACUCAACUAGUUCAGCAUAGAAUAGCGGGUUCCUGCAGCCCGGGCCGUCUGGGUCGCCCUCUGAAUCUCCAGAGCUAUAGCACGGUACU